GCGGAAUCUGGUGGACCAUUAGUCUGCAAUGGGAAGGCUCAGGGUGUUGUUUCUUAUGGACCCAAAUAUUGCAUCUUUCCUGAAGUAUUUACCAGAGUGUCCUAUUUUGAGCCAUGGAUACAUGGAGAGCUGA
This is a messenger RNA of Eurypyga helias (sunbittern), 133 nucleotides long. RefSeq names its product duodenase-1-like. The annotation marks the transcript as partial. The transcript has a single exon. Gene Ontology annotation, molecular function: serine-type endopeptidase activity. The record is from RefSeq and is a predicted model, not a curated record. Gene Ontology annotation, biological process: proteolysis. NCBI's taxonomy places the organism in Eukaryota, Metazoa, Chordata, Aves, Eurypygiformes, Eurypygidae.